Messenger RNA from Rangifer tarandus platyrhynchus (Svalbard reindeer), 810 nucleotides. Lineage: Eukaryota; Metazoa; Chordata; Mammalia; Artiodactyla; Cervidae. The record is from the annotation of a GenBank genome assembly.
AUGGUGCUGCCGGAGCUCUAUCGAUCCCCGAACGACCUGCCCAGGGCCGCAGCUCCAGGGCCUUGGGGCUCCACCGGGCGCUGGGCCACCUGCGCCCGCGCCCCCUGGGGCGGCCCGGCGCCCGGCUCGCUGCUGCGCCCGCGGGGCCGAGCCGGGCAGUCCUGGAGCUUCCAGAACCAGCCCCCUCCCCGCUGCAGGUAUGGGCAGCCAAAGCGAUCUGCUAAAGAGGGGCUCACCCGCUUGGCUCCACGGGGCCAGCGGCUUGCCCCGCGGAUGGACUUCUGGACACACUCGGCCGUUAGGGGAGAGGUGCUGGCUGGUUGGUGGGCAUCAGCCCUAGCAGCACGCGUGGGCGGCGCCGGCGGCGGCGUUGUCACUGCGGUUGACAAGCCCCUAGAGAGACAGUCCCCGCCGCCCGCCAGCCGCGGGCGGGGCUUGGGGGCCGGCGCGGGAGCGGAGCUGUCCCCGGGCAGCCGGAGGCACGUCCCCCGAGGUCGCCAGCGGCGGCGCGGCGGAGGCGCCAGGCGCGUCCAGGAAGUCUGGGCGGCCAUCCGCCCGCAGCUGCCCCCGGGCAUGUGCCCCAGCCAAUCGCGGCCACGCGCCUGCGGCUCGCCCCCGCCCCCCCCACCCCGCCCCGCCUCACACCCCUGGGCCCCGAGGCCGCGCCGCUUAACCCUUCUCUUCCCGGCCCUCCGGCCUGGCCUGGCGCGCAGGUACCAGGCGAUUCCGCUGGACCCAGGCCCGAGUCCGGCCUGCAGAGCCUGGGUGUCCCUGGCUUUGGUUCUGCCGCCCGGGCAGAGGUCCCAGUGA